This is a messenger RNA of Aspergillus puulaauensis, 552 nucleotides long. RefSeq names its product ADP-ribosylation factor-like protein. NCBI's taxonomy places the organism in Eukaryota, Fungi, Ascomycota, Eurotiomycetes, Eurotiales, Aspergillaceae. Gene Ontology annotation, biological process: protein transport. The transcript is spliced from 6 exons. Gene Ontology annotation, molecular function: GTPase activity; GTP binding. The record is from RefSeq and is a predicted model, not a curated record. The coding region runs from base 1 to 552 and encodes 183 amino acids. Gene Ontology annotation, cellular component: lysosomal membrane.
AUGGCGGGUAUUUUUCGAACGAUCUAUGACUGGCUCUUGAGGAUGUUCUGGGCGACAGAGAUGGACGUCACGAUGAUCGGGCUCCAGAAUGCAGGCAAAUCGUCACUGUUGCGUGUGCUCGCGGGGGGAGAAUUCACUGUAGACUCUAUCCCAACCAUCGGUUUCAAUACAAAGCGAGUCCAGAAGGGGCAUGUGACUCUGAAGUGCUGGGACCUUGGAGGGCAGCCGCGGUUUCGACCGAUGUGGGAACGGUACUGCAGGGGCGUGAAUGCGAUCGUUUAUAUCGUGGACGCUGCAGACAGGGCGGCUUUGCCAGUGGCAACUGAAGAACUGCACGAGCUGAUGAACAAGUCCACCCUCGAUGGGAUCCCGCUCUUGGUCCUUGGAAACAAAUCUGACUUGCCCAACAAGCUAUCCGUCGACGAGCUAAUCGAUCAGAUGAACCUCAAAUCCAUCACGCGGCGUGAGGUGAGCUGCUACGGCAUUAGUGCAAAGGAAGAGACAAAUCUCGAUGCGGUGCUGCACUGGUUAAUCGCGCGAGCAAGUCGGUAA